This is a messenger RNA of Ipomoea nil (Japanese morning glory), 977 nucleotides long. Its product is annotated as ADP-ribosylation factor-like. NCBI's taxonomy places the organism in Eukaryota, Viridiplantae, Streptophyta, Magnoliopsida, Solanales, Convolvulaceae. Bases 120 to 665 code for a protein of 181 amino acids. The record is from RefSeq and is a predicted model, not a curated record. The transcript is spliced from 7 exons. Gene Ontology annotation, cellular component: cytoplasm. Gene Ontology annotation, biological process: intracellular protein transport; vesicle-mediated transport. Gene Ontology annotation, molecular function: GTP binding; GTPase activity.
ACCUGUUUAGAAAAGUAGAAACGAGGCAUACUCACUCCUCCUCUGCAAGCGCAGCAGCAGUGGUAGACUUGGAGAUCUACGCAUUUCUUCUCCCAUCCACCGAUCUUCAAUUAACAAAGAUGGGCCUGUCUUUCACCAAGCUCUUUAGUCGCCUAUUUGCUAAGAAAGAAAUGCGCAUUCUCAUGGUCGGUCUUGAUGCUGCCGGUAAAACAACAAUUUUGUAUAAACUUAAGUUGGGGGAAAUUGUCACCACCAUUCCUACUAUUGGGUUCAAUGUGGAAACUGUUGAAUACAAGAACAUUAGCUUUACUGUGUGGGAUGUUGGUGGCCAGGAUAAGAUUCGACCUCUGUGGAGGCACUAUUUCCAAAACACACAGGGCCUCAUCUUUGUUGUUGACAGCAAUGACCGAGAUCGUAUUGUUGAAGCAAGAGAUGAACUACAUAGAAUGUUGAAUGAGGAUGAGUUAAGAGAUGCAGUGCUGCUUGUUUUUGCUAACAAACAAGAUCUUCCAAAUGCAAUGAAUGCUGCUGAAAUCACUGAUAAGCUUGGUCUUCACUCUCUACGACAGAGACACUGGUAUAUUCAGAGCACAUGUGCAACAUCUGGGGAAGGGCUAUAUGAGGGAUUGGAUUGGCUUUCAAACAACAUAGCAAACAAGGCCUAGUGUUGCUACAUGGUACUGAUGGUUGACGUGUGGUCUGAAUUAAAAGUGCUGAAUACAAGUUCUAGGUUUUGGCAUUUCAUUUUUUUUUAAAGAUCAAACUUGUUGGUAUAGAAGUAGCAGAAUAUCGCAGACAAUGCUGCCUGCAUAUAUAUAUAUAUAUAUAUAUAUAUAUAUAUUUCUCCCACCCUCGCUUCAUUAAUAACAUGGGAGGACCUUGUUGCCUUUUUUUUAGUAUGUGCUGAAACAUUGGUUUUGCGAAUUAUAUAGCUUUGGCAAUUUGAAAUGGCAUAUAUUUUGAUGUGUUAGCAAGCA